Molecule: messenger RNA, 3135 nt
Organism: Pseudogymnoascus verrucosus
Lineage: Eukaryota; Fungi; Ascomycota; Leotiomycetes; Thelebolales; Thelebolaceae
Gene: PPP2R5D
Product: Serine/threonine-protein phosphatase 2A 56 kDa regulatory subunit delta isoform
Exons: 6
Coding region: 503-2509 (668 amino acids)
Biological process (GO): signal transduction
Cellular component (GO): protein phosphatase type 2A complex
Molecular function (GO): protein phosphatase regulator activity
Source: RefSeq, a predicted model, not a curated record
UCUGAAGUCCAUCGGUGUAAACAGCCACCUGCCCUGCAACUCCAACAACUCUUCACUUUCCCCGCAGUCACAACUACGUUAUCUGCAGGCUCUUGUCUUCAGAAUAAAGACUCCUUGCCCAGAACUCCCUACACAAGCUCCCGAUGUCGGCAUAGGAGCUUCAUACAACGCUUGCUAGCACAAGAUCUCGCAGCUGAACCGCGGCGGAUUCAAGAGCUGAAAGGGGCCCAGUGAAAGGUUGGCCGUCGAGACUCUUACUUAAGCUGUCGCAUAACUAUACGAAAUUAGGUUACCGGCCACAACCGAUAACCCAGUCUCCUCGAUCUAUUCUGCCCUCAAAUUGCUACUCAAAGAGCGUACAAGCCCUCUAAACUCACUGAGAACCAUUGGACCUGUGCCGAACAUUUCAAGACAUUAGAACCGAAAGAAUUAUUGACCCCACCAGGUCAGCGAAACCGAUCCAGAACUUGGACAGCGUAUCAUUUCCGGUAUAACAGCCAGGAUGAAAGGAUUCAGGCAGAGAGUUCUCUCGCGUUCGAAAGACCCGAACAAGUCCUCCAAGAAAAAUAAAGAUCCGAAGGAUGGCACAUCAUCUCCAUCGGCCUCUGGGUCGUCAAGAGAGGCUGGUCAAUCGCCAAGCGUUACCCCUUCUGCCUCGACGACGUCACUGAACGACCCACGAAACAAGCCACUACCAGCGGGUGAUUCAGGGACUCCUGUUAGCGGACAUACAGCUUCGCCGUCACUAGCGCCCGCCAACACGCUGAAUGGCGGACAACAUGGGGUUCUUCCAGCUGCGGACCGAUUUAACACGCUUGGUUCAAAUUCUCCGAGUGGUGCAGCUCCCGGUACACCAAACAGGCAUCCAAUACUACCACCUAGCGUGAUUAUCAGCCCUAGUGCGCCGCAUGUCCCGCCCCCAGGAUCAGCAGAGACAAUGCCUCACGAUUUGGCACCCCCGAAGGCGGGCUCAAAAAACCUCGUGUUCGACAGGUUGCAAGCGACGCCUAAGGAUGUACCAGAAGGUAUCAGAACGCCCAAGCGACAGCAUUCAUCGCGCUUUGACAUAUCUCCUCUUAGAGAGUUAGAGAAGCUUCCUGGUUUCCAUGAAGUGCCUCCAAACAGGCGACAAGAGCUGUUCAUGCAGAAAAUUGACCAAUGUAAUGUCAUUUUCGACUUCAACGAUGCGACAGGCGACAUCAAAUCGAAGGAGAUCAAACGCGUGGCCCUCCAUGAGCUUCUGGAUUACGUUGCAAACAACCGUCAGGUCAUUACGGAUGCUAUGUAUCCGCGUGUCGUGGAUAUGUUCAACAAGAACCUCUUCCGGCCACUACCUCCGCCUAUGAACCCCCAAGGCGAGGCCUUUGACCCCGAGGAAGACGAGCCUGUGUUGGAAGUUGCUUGGCCACAUAUCCAAGUUGUCUAUGAGUUCUUUUUACGAUUCAUCGAGAGCCAAGACUUUAACACCAACAUUGCGAAGGUAUACAUCGACCAUAGCUUUGUACUCCAACUGCUUGAGCUAUUUGACUCUGAAGACCCAAGGGAACGCGAUUUCCUCAAGACGACUCUCCAUAGGAUAUAUGGAAAAUUCCUCAAUCUCCGCUCCUAUAUCAGAAGAUCUAUCAACAACGUGUUUUUCCAGUUCGUUUAUGAAACCGAACGAUUCAAUGGAAUCGCCGAGCUGCUGGAAAUCCUCGGGUCAAUCAUCAACGGAUUUGCCCUACCCCUGAAAGAGGAGCACAAGCUCUUCUUGACCAGGGUCCUUCUACCGAUGCACAAAGUCAAGAGUCUCAGCAUGUAUCAUCCCCAACUUGCGUACUGCAUAGUACAGUUCCUUGAAAAGGAUGCUGCACUAACAGAAGAGGUUGUUUUGGGCCUAUUGAGAUACUGGCCGAAGGUUAACAGCACAAAAGAAGUCAUGUUCUUGAAUGAGGUAGAGGACAUAUUCGAGGUUAUGGAUCCUGCCGAAUUUGCAAAGGUCCAAGAACCUUUGUUCCAUCAGCUUGCGAAGUCAGUGGCCAGCCCCCACUUUCAAGUUGCGGAGAGAGCACUAUAUUUCUGGAACAACGAAUACUUCUGCAACCUUGUCAGCGACAACGUCGAGGUAAUUUUGCCAAUUAUGUUCGCCCCUCUUUAUGAGAACUCCAAGGGCCAUUGGAAUAGGACAAUCCAUGGCAUGGUUUAUAACGCCAUGAAGCUAUUUAUGGAGAUCAACCCUCAGUUAUUCGACGACUGCUCCCACGAGUAUACAGAGCACCAAAACACUGCGGACGCACGUAUGCAAGCUAGAGAGGACAAAUGGAAAGCUCUCGCGGAACAAGCUAAGCAUGGGAAGGCGAACGGGGUGGCCACGCUCGGCGCCGUUCCCUCACAUGAGAUGGACCCGAUGACGGAAGACAACCAAAAGCGCCUGGACUCACUGCAGUUACAAGAUGGUGACCGGAGGGAGAGGAGACCUAGCCUCCACGAUCGUCAAAACUCGGUAGGCAGCUCCAGGAGCCAGCGAUGAUCUAUCCACUCUGGUGUAUGCCGCUCACUUGUGGCUGAUGCAUAUGCCAGAUUCUUGUGACUUGAAAAAUUCCUGUUUCGAUAGAUUUUGUUGGGAUUAUAUCCUUUUUGGUUGUCCGCUACCUAGCAAGACGCUUUUUCAUGAUGGGAGUUCGGACAGCGAUGGUUCCUUCAGCACGAAACUCGGCGCCUCUCGAGUCUAAAGUUUGGGAAACGAUAAUUCUGAGAACGCUGGGACUAUUGGAGCUGCCGCAAAAACGCUCCUCAGCGUUGCUAUGAUGAGAGAUGCAAAGGCGUCGACGACGUUAACGAUCUGUUCUUUUUUUGAUUGAUUGAUGAUGAGGGAGGGAUUGGUGGUUCUAUUCGGCCUUGCUCCGAGCGGUGAGCACAGUAGGGAUUUAUGGUAGAUAGGGACUUAUGAUGCGGGCUUCUGAUCCGUACCUACCUUUUACAUGAUUCAUGAUCAGGCAUAGUGUUCGAAGCGUUUUCGCCGCGAGGCUGUUGAGUAGCAAAUUUCAUCAUAGAGCUUUCCAUUGUGUUGAAUACUUGGUGAAGUACUAUAGGAUUCUUCAACCCUACCUACUGUUGGCAACAUAAUAGAGCUACGAAUUGCCCAACAAUGCACCA